This is a messenger RNA of Bipolaris victoriae FI3, 561 nucleotides long. RefSeq lists its product as hypothetical. The transcript has 3 exons. NCBI's taxonomy places the organism in Eukaryota, Fungi, Ascomycota, Dothideomycetes, Pleosporales, Pleosporaceae. The coding region runs from base 1 to 561 and encodes 186 amino acids. The record is from RefSeq and is a predicted model, not a curated record.
AUGUUCGACACACAAUGCGAGCACAACCUGGUCACCACCAAGUUCCUCAAGGAAAUCGGCUUCGAGUGGCAGCCGUCCACAGACGAUACCCAAAUCACCCAGAUGAACAAUACCAAUAUCAAAUGUCUGGGUGAGGUCCAAGGAAGAUGGUACCCGAUUGGCGCUCCAAAGCGCCCGUGGUACCUGGCUGGUGUUCCAAAGCGUCUCCUAAAGGGCUUGAACUUCCGACCACGCUAUGAAAUCUGCACCUUCAAGAUCGUUGAUCUGCAGACGUUCGACCUCAUCAUCGGGCGCACCACCAUCAACGAUCUUGGACUGUUACAGACAAAUCGCAGCUUCUUUGGUGCAUUCCGUCCAGUCCCCAUUCGCGUCGACUCAGCUAGUACGACUACCAAGAAGCAGCAAGAAGCAGAUGAGCGCAGAAAGAAGGCAGAAGAGGAUAUGCGGAAGCGUGAAGAGGAGAAGUCGUUGCUGAGAGCACCGAACAGCAUUCACGCUACGGAAUACUACAACAAGGGAGAGGGGAGAGGAUCAAGCGUCGGGAUUGCUCUCAGACUCUAG